Ilex paraguariensis (yerba mate) is the source of this 1689-nucleotide messenger RNA. NCBI's taxonomy places the organism in Eukaryota, Viridiplantae, Streptophyta, Magnoliopsida, Aquifoliales, Aquifoliaceae. The record is from the annotation of a GenBank genome assembly.
AUGUCUUAUUGGAUUUUGGUUGCUGCAGGGGAUGAUCUUCUACCGGAUAUAUAUGAACUUCCGUUAGACUUGUUUGAUUGCCUGUUGACAAGCUUACCUCCCCUGGCCUUGCAAAAGUUACAAGAACAACUUUUAGCCAGUGAUUUUGUAAUUUGUAGUCAGAACCGGUCAAUAUCGUGGAGGGCAUUAUACAAGUCACGUUGGCCUGGUCUUGUUAGGCGUGUUCAACCAGUUGAUUGGUUGGCAAAAGAAGGUGAAGAAAAUUAUGAAGUGACAUAUGACUGGCAGCAGAUUUACUGGGAGACUCAUUUACAGGAGUACGCCCUUCUAUUAAGGACCAGUAAAUUGGAAAGCUUGGAACUACGAUGGAUUAAAUCGAAUGAACAUGGGGCCCAUGCAACCUCUUACAUCCGAACCUUCAUAAGACUUCCAGAAACUACAUUGAUAAUAUGCUUCUUGAUGUCAGCUAUUUUUGAAGAUUCAUUUGAGUACAAUUUGUUAGGGAAGGUUGUGGGAUUAUGUAAGCUUCUGGACCAAAACAGUGAGACACUUACUUCAAUUGAAUUCAUUCAUUGCAAGCUAUCUUCGACUUUUGUCGAUGCAAUUUGCGAUUCACUACACAUAAAGGGUCUUCAAACACAUGGGGUAAAACAUUUCUCAAUCAAAACAUCUAGCUUUAUGGAAAUCAACUCGCUUCCUUUACCUGUUGGACUGGCAUCAUUUUUAUCAUCAGGGAGGUCUUUGACUUUGUUAAGCUUAUCUGACAACAACCUCCAACAGAAUUUUGCAAAAAUGGUUUUGAAUACCCUCCUUGAUGCUUCAUCUAGUAUAGUCAUUCUGGACCUUUCAGAGAACAAUAUUGCUGGCUGGCUUUCUGAUUUCAAAUGGAGAUCCACAAGUUGCUCCAAGUUGUAUUCUGGAAUAGGCAAGUCAUUGCAAUCAUUACGUGUGCUCAAUCUAAGGAACACCAAUCUACAAAAAGAUGAUGCAGAUUGUCUUAUAUAUGCUCUGGUUCACAUGCCUAACUUGGGCACUCUUGAUUUAAGUGACAAUCCUAUUGAGGAUGAUGGAAUGAAGAGUUUAAUCUCAUACUUCGUUGAGAUUUCUGAAAGAGAACCCCCCUUCACUGAGUUGAAGUUGGAAAACUGUGAGCUUACUUGCAAGGGAGUGAGUCAACUUUUGGGAGUCCUUUCGCAAUUAAAGAAACCAUUGAAUGCCCUUUCAAUUGGCGAUAAUGACCUUGGCAUUAAAGUGGGGGCACCACUGGGAAAAUACUUGUGCACAGGCAUUCGAUCCCUCAAUAUUGAGGAUAUUGGACUUUGUUCAUCUGGCUUUCUGGAAGCACAAGAAGAAUUGAUGGAAGAGUUGAAGCUUGUCUACAUCAAUAUAAGCAAAAACCGAGGUGGGAUUGAAACUGCCAAAUUUCUGUCAAAGCUCAUUUCACAAUCUCCAAGACUUGUUGCAGUCAAUGCAGGAUAUAAUUUUAUGCCUGUGGAAUCCUUGUCAGCAAUAUGCUCUGGCCUGAAAGUUGCAAAAGGGAAAUUGGAGCAUCUAGACUUGACAGGAAAUAGUUUCUGUGAUCAAUCUGCAGAAGCUUCUGUGCUGGCUGGAUUUCAAAUUCAUGGAAAACCUAUCAUUGUGCUUUCAUCAUUGCCUGCCUCAAAUCAACCUUAUGAUGAUGAUCCUUAG